AUGGCUGCAGCGGCCCGCCAAAAGGGCGCAGAGCUGGCCCAACUGAUUGCCGCCGUCAAUAAGGCCCACUCUGAACGCGAGCGUCUUCAGCGUGAGGCCGACCUGUUGUUGGAAAAGCAGAAGCAGAUGCUGGUGCGGGAGGCCGAAUCGCUGGAUGCUUUGGAUCACGUGGAUCCUCCCGAAAAAGCGUCAGCCACCGUUUUUAUUGGCAUGGAUGACAAACAACUCGAGGAGAUAUUUGAGUUGUCACCGGGGGCCCUUCUAAACUUCGAAGGCCCCAUCCCGAUUGACCGCCCCUCAUAG
Exophiala spinifera is the source of this 303-nucleotide messenger RNA. RefSeq lists its product as uncharacterized. The transcript is spliced from 2 exons. Bases 1 to 303 code for a protein of 100 amino acids. The record is from RefSeq and is a predicted model, not a curated record. NCBI's taxonomy places the organism in Eukaryota, Fungi, Ascomycota, Eurotiomycetes, Chaetothyriales, Herpotrichiellaceae.